Molecule: messenger RNA, 3351 nt
Organism: Ornithodoros turicata
Lineage: Eukaryota; Metazoa; Arthropoda; Arachnida; Ixodida; Argasidae
Product: calcium-activated chloride channel regulator 4-like
Exons: 11
Coding region: 242-2986 (914 amino acids)
Source: RefSeq, a predicted model, not a curated record
ACAACCGUUGUGCCCAUAACAGGUCUACACUUUCUGUGACGAUGACGAACACAAGCACAACGCCGAGGCACCGAACCCACAGAACGCCUUGUGCGACUCUCGUAGCACCUGGGACGUCAUUUCACACAAUUCCGACUUCAACGGGAUCGACAACCCCGUCACAAUCAAGCCGACGACAUUCAGAGUACUCAAGACACACGCGAAGCAGAGAGUAGUUCUUCUACUGGACACUUCGUCAAGCAUGGAGCUUAAUCAGCGGCUGGAGAUGACGCACCGUGCCGUGGCGCGUUACAUCCAGGACUGGAUUCCCGACGGAAUGGAGCUGGGCGUUGUUAGUUUCAAUACCGAUGCCACAAUUAAUGCGGAACUUACUGAGGUCAACCGCACCACGAGAGCAGGUCUCAGAGCAAAGUUACCUCGUGGAUAUCAUGGGAGCACCUCCAUUGGAAAUGCUCUUCAGGUGGGCGUUCAGGUCCUCGAGCAGAAUGCUACAAGUAUCGUGAACUCCGUCAUCAUCAUACUGUUAGAUGGCAGAGAAAACACGAGACCUUACAUCAAGGACGUCUCGCCAGAGUUGUUCCGGAAAGGUGUGAUAGUGCACACGCUGGCUUUGGGAACUAGCGCGGAUGAAGGGCUAGAAGGCAUGGCUCUUGCUACUGGGGGCAACUCCUACGCGGUAACCAACGAAAAAAUGCUCGUCUUGGAAAACCUGGAGAAGGCCUUCUUCUCUGCCUCCAUGGCUCAACUGCCGAUAGUACGGAAGCCUGUCACCUUGGUAAACAAGGUGAUUCCUCUGGAGGGCAACACGACGUCUCUCUUCGUCACCGUCGACAGAGAACUUGGAAAGAACUUAGAGUUCCUCGCGUCUGGAGGAGACGGAGCCACAACGACAGUGACAGUCAAUAGCCCAUCAGGAAACACUUACGUUGGAGAGUACGAUGAGGACCUCAAACGUCAUAAAGUGUCCAUAGGUGACAUCGUAGAGCCUGGAAAGUGGCAAGUGGAUAUCAAGCGCGACAACCCACCUUGGAAACAAUCUUCUGUCUCUAUCACUGUGGUGUCUGAAGCCAAGGACCCACACGAUCCUCCUGUACGCAUGCGAACCUUCUACAGCACCAAAUAUCUUUCCUACGCACGAGCUUCGAGCCAGUUCAAGAUCCUCGUGGAGUUGACAAAGGGAGAGCAAGUCGUGAGAGGGGCGUACGUUGUAGCAAAGGUUACGACUCCGGUUGACAACCAAGUUCCCGUGUUUCUUAAGGACAAUGGAGCAGGUGCUGACAUUAUUGAAGGAGAUGGAAUCUACUCAGGUUUCUUCAUCGUCUUCAGCAAACCCGGCCGGUACUCGGUUGAAGUUCGAGCAUACGGCGACGAAAAUACUAAUUUGAUAACACCCAAACGUUCUGCGCGUCCGGUCUCUGGAGGACACAAGGUUCGCAGAAGUGCUGAACCAUUCGCUUUCGAAAGAUACGAGAACGCCGGAAUUUUUGUUGUGAAAAAAGUAGGGGCAGCUCUAAUCUACCCUCCGUCCACGAUUCAGGACCUUCGUGUCACACAAGCCUUGUACUUGGACAACGGUACCAGGAUGGUCAGCCUAAAGUGGACCUCGCCUGGAGCUCACUUGGACCAAGGAAUUUGUCACAGCCUCACAGUCAUCGCCAGCCGUAAUCGAACUGUUCUUCAGACGGAAGACAUGACGGGCGACUUCUACAAGGUCAUAGAAUAUGACGUCGUGAACGGCACUCUCCGCCCUCAGCAGUCUAGAAAACCCCAUGAAGUGACCUUCCUCAUCCCGGACACGUGGUUGCCUCCGAACAAAAGCGCUCAUGAUGUGUAUUUCACGGUGAGGACCUGGAACUCCGACGGGAUCAAGUCCGACCGGUCCAACAUCGCGGCAGCCAACUUCUUUGAACAGAGUGAAAUGGUCGUAGGGGCAGCUCCGUCUACGAUACGGGACCUUCGUGUCGAACAAGCCUUGUACUUGGACAACGGUACUAGGGCAGUCAGCCUGACGUGGACCUCUCCUGGCGCCCGCUUGGACGAAGGAACCUGCCACAACCUCACUAUCAUCGCCAGCUGUGAUCGAACCGUUCUUCAGACAGGUGACAUGACGGGCGACUUCUACACGGUCACAGAAUAUGACGUGCUUAAUGGCACUCUCUGCCCUCAACACUUCGGAGAACCCCAUGAAGUGACCUUCUUCAUCCCGGACACGUGGUGUUCUCCGAACAAGAGCGCUCAUGAUGUGUAUUUCACGGUGAGCACCUGGAACUCCGACGGGAUCAAGUCCAACCGGUCCAACAUCGCGACAGCCAACUUCUUUGAACAGAGUGAAAUGGCCGUAGGGGCAGCUCCGUCAACGAUACGGGACCUUCGUGUCGAACAAGCCUUGUACUUGAACAACGGUACAAGGGCAGUCAGCCUGACGUGGACCUCUCCUGGAGCCCGCUUGGACGAAGGAACCUGCCACAACCUCACUAUCAUCGCCAGCUGUGAUCGAACCGUUCUUCAGACAGAUGACGUGACGGGCGACUUCUACACGGUCACGGAAUAUGACGUGCUUAAUGGCACUCUCCGCCCUCAACACUUCGGAGAACCCCAUGAAGUGACCUUCUUCAUCCCGGACACGUGGUGUUCUCCGAACAAGAGCGCUCAUGAUGUGUAUUUCACGGUGAGCACCUGGAACUCCGAUGGGAUCAAGUCCAACCGGUCCAACAUUGCGACCGCGAACUUCUUGGAGGAGUUUCAACUGGACGUAAAAGAAAAGGAGUUGACCAUUUGGGAGAAGCUAUUGGCAUCCAGGGCUGUCUUGUACGUUGGCUCAGCCCUCUUAGGUGGGGUCCUGUUGACCGUACUUGUGAUUCUCGUCAUCAAUAUCUUCGUGAAGAAAUCACCGUCCUCGAAAUCCGUGGAACGAGUCGCCCAAACUGCUCGUGCGAAGUAUGAAGUGGAAAUGGCUUUCAGGGAGAACCUAGUGAACGCAUCCUGACGAUUUACCAUUUUUGUGAUGGUAAUAGGUACCGACUAGUCACGUCAUGUAAGGACACAACAGACUUUGAAUAUUUCCUCGCCCUGCGAAGACGAAGACGUUCCAGGCCACUCUCACGCGAUCCCCCAUUCUCAGCUCAUUUCCUAUGUUUCCUGUUCACCAGUAAAUAGCCCAUCAUAGCCCAUCCCCAUUCACUGCCCAGUCUUGUCUUGUCUUCAACAACCGAUGUGAGACAGGGGAGCUCGCUUCAAUUGAAAGCCCGGUGAAAGGCACUCAUGGUCGGCGUGGCCGCGACAAGAUGAAGUUAUAUUAUUAUCAUUAGUAACCUUAUAUUUACCUUAACCUAACCUAACUUAACCUUAACC